AUACUCUUUGAACAGUGCGAAAAACGGCGUCGCCGUGAUUAUACGUAUUUACUAUCGCGUGAUAUUUAACCUCGCGUUAAAAUGUUCAAAAAUCCAAAAUAUCAAUAUGGAGCAGUGGAUCGUUUUGUGCCGGCAAAUUUAAAUUUCGGUGAAUAUAUAUUGAAAAAGAUAUGGGAAUUAAACGACACAAUUGCAUUGAUUAACGGCUUAACAGAUGAAAAAGUAACUUACGGCCAAAUUGCCCAAGAAGCAAUGAACGUAGCUGUCUCCCUCAUUCGCUUGGGCGUUAAAAAGGGAGACGUGAUUGCUGUCAGUUCAGAAAAUCGUACAGAAUCCUGGGGUACCAUAAUCGCAAUUUGUUGUACUGGAGCAAUUGCUACCACUCUUAAUACUGGAUAUACAAAUGAUGAACUUAAACACGUCCUCUCAAUUUCAAAGCCAAAAUACUUAUUCUGUUCGCCAUUCACUUACAAAAUGCAUGCAAAUAUAUAUAAAAACACUAAUUGCUUAAAGACGAUCAUCAUGUAUGGUGACGAAAGUCCGAGAAACACAAUACUGUACAAAGAUUUAGCGAUACCAAGCAAUGAGAAGACAAACAAACCGUAUAAAAUUAAAGAAAAUGUGGAUUACGCGCAGUUUCAACCGAUCGAGGUCGAUGGACAAAUCGAUAAAUUGUUCAUUUUGUAUUCAUCUGGAACGACGGGACUGCCAAAGGGAGUUGUGUUGACACACUACAAUGUCCUGGUUUUGUGUUCACCAAGUGUAGUCACACCACCAUUGAAGACCUUGACCAUCACUCCGUGGUACCACACCAUGGGACUUAUAGGUAUACUAGUGUCCUUCGUCAGAGGCCUAACUAUCGUCUACCUUCCUAAAUUCGAGGUGGAAUUGUAUUUGAAGACUAUCGAAAAAUACAAGGUAAUUAUUUCUAUUUGUUUGCUCGCAAUAAUUGUGUUUGCUCGCAAACGAAAAAAACCGACUUCAAUUAUAGAACAGCUAACAGCAGUGCCGCCAGUGUUAGUGGCCAUAUGUAAAUCCAACUUAAAGUAUGAUACAAGUUCUCUAAUUUUCGUACAUUGUGGCGCCGCACCUUUAUAUGAAGAAACUGCACAAGCUGUUAAAGACAAAUUUCCAAGCGUCCAAGCCAUAUUGCAAGGCUAUGGUAUGACCGAAGCAACUCUGGCUAUUACUUUCAACUACAACCCUGACAAGAUUGGCAGUGUCGGGACUCCUUACCCUCACACCGUUGUUAAGGUAGUGGAUCCAGAAACCAAAGAAGUCCUUGGUCCUAACAAGGCUGGUGAAAUAUGUUUUAAAAGCGUCAUGCUUAUGAAGGGUUACAUAGGCAAGGAUAGAAAGGAAGAUUUUGACGAGGAAGGCUUCCUGAAAACUGGUGAUAUCGGCUAUUACGACGAUGAAGGGUACUUUUUCAUCGUUGACCGGUUGAAAGAGCUCAUCAAAUACAAUGCUUAUCAGGUACCCCCAGCUGAAAUCGAAGCGGUACUCUUGAAACACCCCGCCAUUCAAGACGCUGGUGUGGUGGGAAUACCAAAUCUCAAAAAUGGAGAGGUUCCACUAGCUUUCGUUGUUGUUAAACCAGGCGAAAAGCUGACGGAAAAGGAAGUUAAAGACUUCGUCGCUGAAAGACUCUCAAAUCCUAAACAUCUACGAGGCGGAGUCAGAUUCAUCAACGAAAUACCGAAGAAUCAAACCGGCAAGAUAUUGAGGCGAGAAUUGAAAAAAAUUGCCAAAUCAAGCAAAAUUAAAAAUAUACCAUCUCAUUUGAACUUUGGUCAGUACAUUCUGGAUAUCAUAUGGAGUAACAGGGAUAAAGUCGCUUUGAUCAAUGGAGCUACUCACGAAAAAAUCACAUAUAGAGAAAUAGCCCAGGAUGCGAUGAACUUUGCCAUCUCCCUCACUCGUAUGGGAAUAAAGAGAGGUGACACUAUCGCCGUGUGUACGGAAAGUAGACAGGAGUACUUUGGUACUUUCAUUGGUAUCGUAUGUACUGGUGCUACUUUUACUCCAAUUAGUAUGGCCUAUAUUAAAGAUGAAAUGAAACACGUGUUAAACAUAUCAAAACCAAAAAUGAUCGUGUGUUCAACACUCGCCUACAAAACUCACAGUGAAACAUUAAAAAGCUUACCAUUCAUAGAAAAAUUUGUCCUCUAUGGUAAUAAAGUACCAAAUAUAUUAGCAUAUGACGAACUACUUAAAACUGGAGUAAAAUGUACCGGUGACAACUUCUUAGCAGCCGAUGUCGAGGGGCAAACGGAUACAGCUAUAAUUUUAUACUCGUCAGGAACAACAGGGUUGCCUAAAGGUGUCAUGUUGACACAUCUAAACAUUAUUUCUGUAGCCCAGAUAGUAGUUCCGCCACCAGUUAUAGUGGCGCUUUGUAAAACUCAGGGAAAUUAUGAUGCUAGCUCAGUUAAGGUAGCGUACUGCGGUGCAGCACCACUCAGAUCUGAUACAAUCAAAGAACUUCGAAAGAGAUUUCCAGGUGUUGAACACGUCCUUCAGGCUUACGGCAUGACGGAAAGCAGUUUAAGUGUGACCAGGGAUACAUACGACCAAAGACAUUUAUGUAAGAUGGGCAGUGUGGGGCGUAUCAUAAAUGGAAUUGUUAUUAAGAUUGUAGACGUCGAAACAGGUAAACCCUUAGGAGUCAAUCAACCUGGCGAAAUCCGUAUAAAAGGUCCUGUAAUAAUGAAGGGCUAUGUCGGAAAAGACAGAAGUGAAGAUUUUGAUGACGAGGGAUUCUAUAAAACUGGUGACAUCGGGUACUACGAUGAAGAUAAAUGCUUUUUCAUCGUCGAACGAUUAAAGGAACUUAUCAAGUAUAAGGGUUAUCAGGUACCACCAGCAGAAAUAGAAGCAGUAUUACUUCAAAAUCCUAGUAUACUUGAUGCGGGAGUUAUUGGGAUACCUGAUAAGAGUGCUGGGGAAGUGCCACGAGCAUACGUCGUUUUACGACCAGAAGCUAAAUUAUCUGAAGCAGAUGUUAAGAAAUUUGUAGCGGAAAAGCUUUCGCAUCCUAAACAUCUACGCGGAGGAGUUCGUUUCGUAAAUGAAAUACCGAAGAAUCCAAGUGGAAAGAUAUUAAGAAGAAAACUAAGAGAAAUGGCGAAAAUAACGGAAGUCAAAAGCAAAUUGUGAUUAAAGAAAAACAAUUAAAU
Molecule: messenger RNA, 3179 nt
Organism: Melitaea cinxia (Glanville fritillary)
Lineage: Eukaryota; Metazoa; Arthropoda; Insecta; Lepidoptera; Nymphalidae
Exons: 17
Coding region: 82-3159 (1025 amino acids)
Biological process (GO): fatty-acyl-CoA biosynthetic process; long-chain fatty acid metabolic process
Molecular function (GO): long-chain fatty acid-CoA ligase activity
Source: RefSeq, a predicted model, not a curated record